AGAGUUGUUGUUGCUAAUAAUAAAAAUCAAAUUAUCGUGGGAUUAACCACUGUGACCAAUAAUAAACAUCAAAUUACCAUGAAAAUAGUUGCAGCCACAAAAAUAGUUGCGGGCAUCAGUGAUAAAAACCAAACUAUCACAGAAACAACCAUUGAUACCACUAACCCAUAUGACAAAAAAGACUUUUAUAUUACAGAGGCAACCAUUAAUAUCCAAAAAGUUUUGAAAAAUGGAUGA
Acaulospora morrowiae is the source of this 237-nucleotide messenger RNA. Lineage: Eukaryota; Fungi; Glomeromycota; Glomeromycetes; Diversisporales; Acaulosporaceae. The record is from the annotation of a GenBank genome assembly.